UAAGUUACCUUUAGCUUAGCUUAGCUUUAGCUUAGCUAAUUAGCCGUCUGCAAACAGAAGCUGCUCGCGGUUGUAAACCGGCUGUUUUCCUCAUAAUGAACACGGUUCGUUUCUGACACCCUUUCUGCCUGAAAAGGAGGCCUAAGAGCGGCGUUUUGUGGACGGAAAAGGUGAAAACGUCAGCAUGAAUGCUGCUGCCCUCCAAAUAGGAGACCAGCUGAUCCUAGAAGAGGAUUAUGAUGAGAACUAUAUCCCCUCUGAACAAGAGAUCCACGAAUACGCCAGAGAGAUCGGCAUUGAUCCGGAUCGGGAGCCGGAGCUCCUCUGGCUGGCCAGGGAGGGUAUCGUUGCCCCGCUGCCCCCCGAAUGGAAACCUUGCCAGGACGUGACUGGGGACGUGUACUACUUCAACUUCUCCACCGGUCAGUCCACCUGGGACCACCCCUGUGACGAGCAGUACCGCCACCUGGUGACUCAGGAGCGGGAGCGCGCUCAGCCGCGAUUCAACAGGACUGCGCCCACCGCCUCAGGCUCCGUCCCCACCGCCGCCGCCACCACCGCCAAGAAGGACAAGGAGAAGAAGAAGAAGAAAGACAAGAAGGAAAAGAAAAAGGAGAAGAAGAAGAAUGAGCAGGAGGGACUGAAAGCACCAGGAGCAUUGGGUCCUCUGGCCCCGUUAGGCUCUCUGGCUCCUCUGCGAGGUGUGAGUGAUGCUCCGGUUCCAGCACUGCGUGGUUCCCUGGGCACCUCUGCAGGACUCCAGCCUUUAAAGACUCCACUAGGGGGCAUGUCUGGUGUAAGCUCCAGCUUGCUGAGAGGCCGACCAGUUGAGAGGCCGUCUCUUUCGCCACCCAUAUUUCACUCGGACCAGGAGGACGAUGAAGUGGAGGAGGAAGAGCAGGACAGGGAUUCUGUUCAUGAGAGUCUACGAGGUUCAUCUCGUCUGCUGCAGAACCUGCAUUUGGAUCUGAACGCUCUGGGUGGAGGAGGGCUGCAGUACGAGGACAGUGAGGUGAGUGGCACUGGACCUGCUGAGGAGAAAACUGAACCAGAGCUCCAGGAUCUGGCUCUGUCUGGAGACCACAGUCCAGAACCACCUUCUCAGGAUUCCCUGCGUGGGCGCCACGCUUCUUCCAAGCCACCAGGGGCCAGCAGAGACUGCAGCAGCGCUGAUGUUUUCCCUCCCAGUAGCAGAGAGGGCGAAUUACCCGAUCAAGAGAAGGACGAUGAAGAAAAAACAAGGGAUGAGAGAAAAGAUAGUUAUGAGCUGGAGGAGGACGAGCGUGGAGAGAGGGAGGAAGACAAAUAUGUGAAAGAGAUGGAAGAUGGAAAAUCACAGAAGGAAGAGAAAACAGAGAAAAGCAACAAUAAGGUAAAGGAGGGAGGCGAAGACAGCGGCCGAUCAAGUGGCAAAAAGGAGUUGGGAGCAGAGGAGGGGGAAGAACAGGUAGAUGAAGAAAAGAAAGACAGUGAUGAAGAGAUAGUGGAGGAGAUCAGGGAAGAGAGAAAUACUGUGGACUCUGAGGAAGGAGAAGGGGAUGAAAUAGAUGGAGGAAAAAAGAGAAAUGAGAGUGAUGAGGAUGAGAUUGUUGAAAGAUUUGCAGAAAAAGAGGAGCCUAGAGGGAAAAAUUCACAAGAGGAGGAUGAGAAUGAGGGAGAAGAGGAGGAGAGAAUGGAGGGAAGAAAGACAGAAGAAGGGAAAAUCCCAGAAAACUCGGAAAAAGAUGAGAGUGAUGAGAUUCUUGAGAGAUUCGGAGAAGACAUGGAUGAGUCUAGAGCUGAAGAUUCCAAAGAGGAGGAUAAGAGCAAAGGAGAACACGAGGAGAUAAAGGAAGGAAGAAAGACAGAAGAUGGGAAAAUACCGGAACACUCAGAAAAAGAUGAGAGUGAUGAGAUCCUCGAGAGAUUUAGCGAAAAGCAGGAAGAGUCUGGAUUUGAAGAUUCCAAAGAGGAAAAUGAGAGUAAAGAAGAGGAAGAGAAAAAGCAAAGGAAAAAAGAAGAUAGGGGAAUGCUGGAAAACUCAGAAAAAGAUGAGAGUAAUGAGAUCCUCGAAAGAUUUGGAGAAGGUCAGGAUGAAUCUGGAGCUGAAGACCCCGAAGAAGAGGAUAAGAGCAAGGGAGAACAAGAGGAGAUAAAGGAAGGAAGAAAGACAGAAAAUGGGAAAAUGCUGGAAAACUUGGAAAAAGAUGAGAGUGAGGAGAUCCUUGAGAGAUUUGGAGAAAGUCAGGAUGUGCCUGGAGCUGAAAAUUCCAAAGAAAAGCAUACGAGCAAGGAAGGACAAGAGGAGAUAAAGGAGGAAAUAAAGACAGAAGAUGGGAAAAUGAUGGAAAACUCAGAAAAUGAUGAGAGUGAUGAGAUCCUUGAGAGAUUUGGUGAAGGCAAUGAGUCUGGGGCUGAAGAUUCCAAAAAGGAGGAUAAGAGCAAAGGAGAGCAAGAGGAGAUAAAGGAAGGACAAAAGACAGAAGACGGGGAAAUGCCAAAAAACUUGGAAAAUUUUGACAGCGAUGAGAUCCCUGAGAGAUUUGAAGAAAAGCAAAACAAGUCUAAACGAGGAGCUAAACAUCCUGAAGAGGAGGACGGGAAAGACAGAAAGGAGGGAAGCCAUGAGGAACUGAAAGGAGCAGAUGAAGACUCUGAGGAGGAGGUAGAGAGAUACAUCCACAGUUUGGAGGAAAAAGCAAACGAGGAAGAGAGAGAGAGUGAUGAAGUGAUCAAGAUCUGCAAGGAGCGUGAAGACAUAGCUGUGGAUAAACGAGAAGAAAGGAAGGAAGGAAGUGAAAAAGAAAAGGAAGAGAGCGAUGAGAUAGAGGAGUGGCUGGAAAGAGAGGACAUCAAGAGCGAAGAGGAGGUGGAGAGAUGUGUGAGAAGCUCAGACGAAGAGUGUGAUCGAGGUGAGAAGAAGGCUGGAGCAGAAAGUGAUGAAAAAGAAAGAAAGAAAGAUGGAGAGAAAGACAAUGAUCUAGGGAAAGGAUACCACAAGAUGAAGCCUGAAAACAAAGAACAGCCUAAAAGUAUCACUACACGAAUGGUCAGGACUGCAGACAGCAGCGGUCAGAAAACGUCUGAGAGCGAGGAUGAAGAGGUUGAAUGUUUUGAGAGCCCAAAACUGUUGAAAUUCCAGCCUUCAUCCCUGGAGAAAGGCCCUCUUGGAAAGAAGGUCGUUCCGAAGUGGGAUCGGGUCACCAGUGAGAAGUCAGAGGUCAGUGAGCAUAUUGAAGACGUGUCCUGCCGUUCUGAUGAUGUAAAGAUGGGUUUCCACUCCAAGUUUUCAGAGAACAUUCUAGACCUGACAGAGCUUUCUCCAGCUGAGCCUUCAGCAACGCUGGAUGAAAAGAAGAAGGACGAGAGAGUGGAAGACAGUGAUGUGGAGGGGGAUCUGAGAGCAGUCAGCAGCAGGCGCCUGCGAACCACACACUUGGACGAGCCUUCCUCCCCUCCGUCCUCGUCCGCCCACUCCAGACCCUCCAGCCCACAGCAGGAGCGGCUCAAAACCAGCAGCAGCAACAACAGCGCCCCCUUCUGGCCCAGACCGGAGACGGCCCGCGGGAGGUUAACCAGGAGCGCUCCUGCUAAGGAAGAGGACGAGGAAAAGAUAGAGGAGGAGAAAAGGAAGCAAGAAGCAGAGGGAAAAAGAAAAAUGGAACAGAAAGAGAGAGAGGAAGAGAGGGAGGAAAGCCAGAGAAGGGAGGAGAGAAAGCAUGCAGAGAUGGAGAAAGGACGAGAAGAGGGAAAGAGGAAUGGAGGAGAAAGAGAAAAAUCUACCUUGCGUCUGCUCAGAGAGCAAGCCAGCAAAGAAGAGGAGAAGGAAAGGGAGGAGGAGAGAAGACUGCAACGGAAGAGAGAGCAGGAGGAGAGAAGGAGGGAGGACGAGAGGGAAACGGAGAGACAGAUAGAGGAGGAGAGACGGAGGGCGGUGGAGGAACGAGAGAGGAGACUGCGCCUCCUCCGAGAGGAGCUGAGGAGAGAGGAGGAGGAGGAGGAGCAAAGGAUGAAGGAAGAGAAUGAGGAGAGGCUCAGGGCUCUUAAGCAGAGACUGCAGAUAGAGCGGAGGGAGGAGGAGGAUCGUCUGGGCCAGGAGACACAGACCAAACUCCAGCAGCUCAAAGAGCAGACGCUGAGAGAGCGAGAGACAAAGAUACACACUCUCAGAGAGGAGAACGAGGUGCGCCUGAGAGAGGUGCGGUCAGAACUGGAGGCGGAGCGAGAAAGGCUGGAGGAGCAGAGGAGGCGGGACCUGGACGCGGUGAAGGCGGAGUCAGAGGAGGAGCUUCAAGCUGAGAGGAAGCGGCUUCAGGAGAGGAAGGAGGAGCGAUUAAAUUCACUCAAACUGGAGGGCAGAGCGAGUGACCGACAGAGGGAACUGAGGAGUCCUCGACCUGAACAGCAGCUGUCCGAGUACCAGAGAGAGCUGUCUGAGGUGUUGCAGGAAGUGAGGGAGGAAGUGCAGAGGGAGCACAACAGGAAACUGGAGCAAAUUAAAGAAGAGCACCGGCACCAACUGCACACCAUCAGAGUCACACACAUGGAGGAGGAGAGCAUGCAGAGGGAGCGUCUGCUGAGCGCUCUUCAGGAGGAGAGAGAGAGGCUGCUUUCCUCUCAUACGACUCGGCUGGAGCAGCUCAGACUGCAGCUCGACUCUCAGCUCCACAACAUUCGCAAAACACACGCACAGAAGGAGGCUGAUGUACAGCAGCUGAUGGAGCAGCUGGAGCUGAAAGCCAAAGAACUCAAAACUCAGGAAGCAAGAUUGCAGGCUCAGGCAGCUGAUUUGAAGAAGAGGAGGCAACAGUUGGGCGAGGAAGAAGAGGAAGUAGAAAGAGGCUUAGAGGUCCUUCCCCGUCUCCAUAAAGAGAGGGAUCGCCUGUGUGCCGAGCUGGAGAGACUGAGAGAGGAGAGAGACCGAGCAUGGGAGGAGCUGGAGAGAGAGAGGGAGGAGAGGAAGAGAGCGAAGAGCGAGCUGGAAAGGGAAAAGGAGGAGAGGAAGAGAGCGAGGGAUGAGCUGGAGACAGAGAAGGAGGAGAGGAAGAGAGAGAGAGAGGAGAACGCAAAGAUGAGAGAGGAGAGAGAGAGACUGCAGACCAAAGUAUCUCUGCUGCAGGACAGGUGUGACCGCCUCAGCCGGAGAGUCAGUGAGCUGGAGCAGAGAGAGAGUGCAGAGCGCGAGGAGGAGAGGAAGAACAACAGAGAAAGGGAUGGAGACAAAGAAGAGACUCUGCGAGUGCAGGACCUGCAGCCUCCUCUCUCUCCUCUGCCAGCGUCCCGGGAGAGUCAGAGCAGCAUCGACGAUUUGAGGGAGUACAUCUCGUGUGAAGGCGUUUCUCUGCAGAGAGCUCGUCGGUUUUUAGAGAGACAGACGGGCAGUCUGAGAGAGAGACAAGCAGCUCUGAGAGCAGCACAUACCACCUUGGAGGACCCCUCACCAGGGGGCUUCACCAACCAGCUCUACCACAACCUUCAGCAGGAGGCGAGCCAUUUGGAGGAACUGAGGGAGACGGUGCAGAAAGGUCAGAGUCUCCUCAGAAAGAAGGAGGAGAAACUCAGCCAGCUGGAGACCUCGCUGGCUGAGGAGCUGUCCUGUGACGAUGGCGAGAGGCUGGUGGGAGACCGAAAAGUCACGUUUGACGUCACAGAUUCAGACAUCAGCAGCACGUAUGGCCAAGAAGGAACAGCCCCCACAGUUCCACUGAAGGUGCAGCAGUUGGCUGAGUCACUCCAGCACAUCUCCGGUCAGUUGAACACAGUGUUGGGGGCGUUAGGGUCCCUCACCCAGAGUACAGCGACCCCUCUGGCCCCUCUGAACCCCUUCCAGCCGCUCUCUCGACCGUCUCAUCCACCCUCCUCUCUUCCUCCUGCCCCUGCGUGGGCGUGGCCUCCAAGCCCCGCCUCCUCGUCCAUCGUCAAUCAGAACGGGUUCACACGCAGCAGCGUUAAUGGCGUCACGGCGACGCGCGGAUCUGAUCUGCUUGGCUCUCAUUGGAGCAAAUUCCUCCCUGGGGUUUCCGUGGAUACCAGUGCACCCUUUCCCUCAAGAGCUCAACCUGCGUAUUCUGGAUACACUCCGGCGAGUCUCUCCUCUAUGCAGUCUAAAACCUCAGAGAUGGACAGCCAGACACUGCAGGGUCUGAUUGAAGGCAACAAAAGAUGGCUGGAAACACGACGCAAAGACCCCAACAUGCCGCUGUUCUCACGCUACAGGACCCCCCCCUCCAUGAGUGGUUUGGUCCAACUCGGUCUGGACGAGAACAAUCAGAUAAAGGUGUACCAUUACUGACCAGGGACGGAAAGAGGGAGGUUUAAUGUGUCUGUGUUUUACACUAUAAUAGAGUUCAGAGUGAGAAAGAGACAGUCUGAGAGACUGAUAACAGCACUUACAGUGUCACUGUCACGUCAGAACCUUGUACCUGUUUCAUUCUUUCGUUUUUAAAUGGUGUGAAUAUUUCAUGAUGAAUGGACCAAUAAUGAUCCAGAAUGACCUCUUACAGUUUUUCCUGUCCAUUUAUCAUUUCAGAUACGAGGCUUUGCUGUGACAGUGACAAGAUAUAACACAAAAGGCCCAUGAAGCACUAAGAGAGCUAGAACUAUGAGACAGAGACAUAAAGAGGGACUAUAAACUAAGAAAACAGGUUCCUUCAGAAGUAAAGACCCUGUUUUGCCUCUUAAAAGUUCUUCCUCAGGUACAGUGUCCUUCUUACGGACAGCGUUAGAGACACACAGUAUAUAGACAAAAAAUCUCGACUGAGACGCUCACUGUCCACCUUAUCAGCUCCACUUAAUAUAGCUGCACUCUGUAGUUCUACAGUUACAGACUGUAGUCCAUCUGUUUCUCUGAUACAUUGUUACCCUGUUCUUCAGUGG
This is a messenger RNA of Pygocentrus nattereri (red-bellied piranha), 6855 nucleotides long. Its product is annotated as centrosomal protein of 164 kDa-like. Lineage: Eukaryota; Metazoa; Chordata; Actinopteri; Characiformes; Serrasalmidae. The record is from RefSeq and is a predicted model, not a curated record. Gene Ontology annotation, molecular function: protein binding. The transcript is spliced from 29 exons. Bases 185 to 6271 code for a protein of 2028 amino acids.